This is a messenger RNA of Cydia fagiglandana, 8866 nucleotides long. Its product is annotated as spatacsin. The transcript has 15 exons. Gene Ontology annotation, biological process: synaptic vesicle transport; chemical synaptic transmission; axo-dendritic transport. The record is from RefSeq and is a predicted model, not a curated record. Gene Ontology annotation, cellular component: dendrite; axon; cytoplasm. Lineage: Eukaryota; Metazoa; Arthropoda; Insecta; Lepidoptera; Tortricidae. Bases 174 to 6020 code for a protein of 1948 amino acids.
UUGACGCAAAGUAAAAUAAAUAAAAUCUGUAUCAAAUCAAAUUUUAUUUAAUUACUUUGUUAUAUACAUACUAAGUACCUACAAUAAGAAUAUAGUUUCCUUAAGUUAUCUAAAGUUACGGAAGUUGAGAGUUUAUCACAAUCUAAUGUUUCUCUAACAAGGUUUUUGUUAAAAUGGAAGGGUUGACCCAGAAUGAGAAAACUAUUUGGUCGUGUUGGGAGGAAAAAUCAGCAAGAGAUGUGGUCCGAGAGGCGGCAAAUAAAGGCAGUCACAUAAAAUUGGCUGUUAAAUACUUGAUGCACAAGAACUCGUGGAAUGAGGACACUGCAAGAGAUUGGUUUAUGGCUGAAGUCAGAGCCUGGACAAUCCAACUUCUAUUGAGAAAACAAAUAUUUAAAGUACUUCAUGUCUUAAAUAAAGUUGGUAUAGAUCCGGCCGAACACCUCAUGAAUCUCGCACAGUCUUCACCAGAAAUUGAAUAUAGAGAUUUUAUUGUCCAACAUCUGGACAAACUAUCACUGGAUUUGAAAGGUGACACAGUAACAAGGUGGCAAGACUUCAAGAGACAUUGGAUGUUGCUCCAAUACUUAGAAAAAUCCUUUGAAAGUGAAGGCACUUUCAAGCAGAAUAAAGUCUUUGGCGCUGGUAAAAAUAGAAUUAUCGUAAAUGAAAGUGAAAUAAAGGCAUUGACUAUUGAGAAGGUACAGGCUUGUUCUCCACAGUGGAAGAGUAAAAUAGCUUCAGCUCUAUUCCUGGAUUCAUUUGAGUUCUCUCUCUUGGAUUUCUCAACACCUUUAGAAAUGUGGAAUCAUCUUGUAGAACAAAAUAAGGCUAUGAUUUUAAUCCGGUGGAUCAACUUGCAGAUGUCGGAGGUGGUGAGGGACAUGAAUGCCCGGUACAAUUUCUUUAACAACAACAGCUUCGUCAAAAAGCUACUAAAUGUCGACACCAAGGGCUUCCCAGAUGAAGUUCUUGAUACUUUAGAUGAAAUUUUUCGUAAAUGGCCCAUCACCAAUGAAAUGAUAGCAAGCAUCGCUAGCAGUAGCUGCUAUGCAUACACUAAAAUGUGUAUUUACGAUACACUGUGUUCCUAUGGCAUUGUCAAUGAUAAUGAAACUAAUGACUUGGACAAAAUCAUAGCUAGAUUAGCUCGAACUAAGAAUUUGAAACUUAUUGAUGAUAUUUUCACUGAAUCUUGCUCCAAUAUUACUAAACAACAUUUCUAUGUAGAAUUAGCUAAGUAUUGUGUAAAAAAUAAAUUGUAUAAAGUGUUGACAAUGUGUGUUGAGGGUAAUAUACUUGACACAGAUCUCUCUAAUGUCGAGCAGGAGGCGAAGGACUGUAUAAAUCUUUGGCUAUUGUUUAAAAGCAUUGAACAGACCUCAGACAGGCAGAGCCAUGUGGUGCCGGUGUAUAAGACUUGCCAGCAGAUAGCCAAAGAUGACAUUGAUAAUUACAUUUGCUCCAAUCCUCAUCUAGUCCUCGGUAUGAUCCUCCUUGAAGAUGGAGCAAACCUAUUCGACGUGUUUUCAAACGACGAAUUCAUUACAUUUAAAGACUUUAAAUUGCCAAAUAAAGGAUAUAAAGAGAAGCUUCCUCAUUUACACAAUGUUUAUAAGAAAUAUUUAGAUAUGAAUCCAUUUUACGAGUCUAAAGACGUCAACGUGUAUCAACUGCUUUCUGGUUACCGUGGUUUAGAUGUAUCGAAAAUAUUCGAAUUCCAAUUGAUAAAUCAAAAUACUUCCACCGUAGUAUGUGAUAAAGCGGACCGUCGCAGUUUGGGCAGUCUUCUAGCGAACGAUGUGCAAGUGAACGCCAGUUGCGUAAAAGCAUUGUCCCAAAAAUCUGUUGACAUGCCGGAUUUUGCGAAUGAAAAGCUGAUGAAAAGAUAUGGUUAUGUGGCAAAAUUGAGCCACAUUUACUAUUUGAAGCAGUACCGUCCAUGCAAUGCCAGUCAGGCAUUUGUUGUCCAACAGUAUCAGAUGUAUAAUCGCUUGCAAGAUAAGAGCAUAAAGAGCGCUUGUUGCGAGGGUCACGCUCUAGCUCUACAGCACUGGGAUGACCCGGCAAUGGUAGCCUGCGCCAUAUCAUUCGUGGCAAUGAUCGGUUGUAACCCUACAAGAUGCAGAGUUCAUAUGACCGCAGCAAGCAUGAUAAAACAGUACUUAAUUUAUCAGAAGGGAUAUAACCAAGACAAAACUAACAAAACAGUGAACGAUUACAUGUCCAAGCUUACACAAAGCAGCGAUGAUGCCGCAAAGGACAUUUUGGAGAACCUCGAAGAGAUAACUAUGCACACGCUGAAAAGUAAACAAAAUGCAGAUGGUGAAGUAGAAAUGUCAGUCGCGUUGUUUGAAUCCCAAACGAUGAUAAAAUUCGCAAUGCUUCACAAUCUGCCGUUGCCAGAAAAUUUACUUCGGGAAUUUGUAAAGCGCGGCUCUUGGUUCAACUUUUUAUUAUUCGGCGACGUAUUCCGAUACCCUUUGAGUCAAAUGUUGAAGCUCUCCCAGGAAUUCGAGCAGAAAUCUUACGCUGAGCAUUUGAAGUACAUCAUGAUGAAUAGGAAUGUGGAGGAAGGCUCAGAGAAGGAUUGCAAGACUAAUUCUACCAAUGGCCAAAGGAGAUUAAAUAGACUGAGUUCUUCUGAAGUGAGCCCGAGCGGCAGCGUGACAUUCGAGUUCCCGUCUCGCGGUGUGUCCCGUGAGCUGUGGGAAGUGGCGGCCGCGUGUCACGGGCCCGAGGACCCGCCCGCUGCGCUCAUCCGCUCCGCGCAUCUCUGUCGGGAGCCUCUACUCGUUCUGCUUGCUGGCUGUUAUGAGCCGAACGCGGUGUUCGUCUUAUGGGCGCAAUGGCUGCUAUCCUCACUAGCGACCCCAGCGCCGGACAGCGCUCUACUCGCAACGCAGCAAAACGUCUCCCCCGACCAGUUCCAACUGGUCGCAGAGCUGUGUCUGAGGGAAGGCUACGUUACUACACUACAUGAGGCGAUGCUCGUCUUUAUGCCGGAAAGUCCCUUAGCACUACUGACAGCGUUUCUCUGCCGCACUCUAAAGCAGCGCAUAUUCGACUGCCAGACCAGUAAGACACUAGCCAGCUUCCUCCAGCUCUGCCAGCGGCGGUACAGCGUCGACGCCAACGGCUUACCCAGCCGGCUGUCUAAGGAGGCUUAUCAGAGAAUCGCCACGGCGCUGGUGAAGAUAGCGCUUAGCCAGGGCUUUGAUAGCGCUUUUCAUCAGAGGGAGUUUCUGAAAUGUUUGGCUGUUGCGCAGUUUGGGAAGGGAUUUUCGGUGCCUUCACCAAACUUUGUCACAUUACACGAGAUCCUUCAAAUAUCCAUGGAAACGCCGACAGUCGUGGACGUCUCUAAAAUGCUGCAAGACGACUCGGGCCAGUACUUGCUCCAGUGCGUUGAGAGUUACACUGCCAGCAGAAACUACGACGUCGCUCUAAAAAUAGCCAAGCUGGCCAGUGUCCCCGUCAACGACAUUUUAAUGGCCGAAUGGGCUCACAAACACGAAAUGCUUCUAAUGAAGGAAGAUGCUGUAGACAACAAGGAAUGGACUCUCUUCAUAGCUAAAUGUAGCGAGGCUUUUAAAAAAGCAGCAGUAACGUUCAACGACGCUACAGACUUCUUUGUGUAUUACGUGAACGAAAUCAAUGAUACUGUGCAGAAGUUCUACGCAUAUAGAAUUAUCAUGAGCUGGUUCGAGGAGAACUUAGAAUACGGGCAGAAAAGAGAGCGCAUCGAGCAUUUAAUGUGGGACGCCUAUUUCAAAAGCGAUUCCCAAAACGAGGUAUUUUUAAACAGUUAUCAGAGUACUCUGCAUUUUAUAUUGAACGGGCAAAAAGAUCAGAGUUUAUCGAGGAAGAUAGGAGUCGUUGAUACGGAGAAGCCUUUUUCGAUGGAAUUGCGAGAGAUUGAAGUCGAAUCUGACGUUGGUAACAUUGAAGAUGUAGUUAUGUUGGAGGAUGUUGAAGCGGUGGAAAACUGGAGAAGGAUUAUUAAUCAACUGCUUGAGUUGAAGUUGCUUGUGGACGCGUUUCGUCUUUCCGCGUUGUUUAAAGUGCCUUCAGAGCACAUGUAUAGGAGCCCGCCGUGCCCGGUGCAGAUUAUAAGAACGUGUCUGAAGUUGGCUGAAGGCACGUGCCUGCCGUAUGAUUUGCCGCAGGAACUGAGAUUGGUUAUCUCGUCGCCGUUCUUGCAGAAUAAGUUGACCACAUCAGGCAUAUCAGACGCCAGUUUCGAAGAGCUAGUUAUCAUCCAAGAAAAACAAGAAAACGCAACCGAAGGCUGCCAACUAGCAGCCAGAGAGGAGGCCGACCGCCUCACCGCUUUAGAAGCCUUAGCUGCCCGUAGUGGCCUAUCCAUUGCCAAGCACAUAGCUGCUUACUAUCGUAUAGCGUUGCAUAUCGGCUGGCAAUAUACCGCGGUGCUGAAGUAUAGGGGAUUAUCGGUGGAUUUUAUAAAUUUGGUCAGCGGACGCACCCGAAUGUCGCUGGCGAAUCUUGUGUUCAGAACUUUCAACAUUCCAUCUAAACAGAUCGCUGAAUACCUAUGUCACGAAAUGGUAGCAGCAAUAAUCUGCCCCCACCUAGUGAAGACUUCCACAUUCCGUCAAAAGGAGCAUUUCCAAUACACGCUCUGGGGCUACGCCCUCAACUCCGACAUCGAAAUGUUCCUCAACAUGCGUCCCGACUGCUGCAGUCACGUCGGAAGACUAAUCCUCGACCAUUUGAUGGCUUUUAGAAAGAUUUACAAGUCUGGCGCAACACCGGUCCCUGAGAGUACUUUAGACGACAGUUGUUUGGACUUAGACACGCUGAUAGACGAAGAAUAUUCGAAUGUGGAAAGUGAGGAAGUAGAGUCGGCUAUAACUGAUGGAGGUACUUUAAACUCGGCUGAGACGGCGUCUGUGUAUUCCACGGUAUCGACCGUGUAUACGGUCGGAAGUAAGAUGACGAAGGAUACUAGGAGGAACUUGUUUGAUGUGAUUUCGAGGAGUAAUAUCCAUAUUCGGUAUGAAGUCAAGUCGAAUAUUAGGAAGAUUACUAAGGGCGCUAAGCUGUCGACAAAACAGGUGAACAUAAUAUCGAUCGAGCUGCUAGUGGUGGCGCAUGAGUGUUUCUCGUGCGCGUGCGACACAGAGGGCGUGGCGGUCGUGCUGCGCUCGGCGCAGGCGCUCACCGCGCAGCUGCUCGCGGCGCGCUCCUGGCGGCUCAUGGUGCGUCUGCUAACGGGCUUGGCGCGAUACACCGAGAUGGCGUACGUGUUCCAAGUGCUACGCGAUAAGCACCAGUUCGAAUUCCUACUGGGGCAGUUCGACUUCAUGCUGGGACAGCAGAAGGAGAAGAUCACGGAGUUCAAACAGGGUUUGCUAGACUACCUCAAAACCCACUGCCCCGGCGACACCGACACCUACAUAAUGGUGGCGCUCCACUUCAACAUGUACUCCGAGGCGGCCAACGUCAAACGGAAACAGGCCCUAGACCUCAUCUCAGACUUGGAGAAGUUGGCUAUAGAGUCCGCGCCGAAGGGUAGCUCGAGGAAACCCAGUCAGCCGGUGUGGGUGAUGAUACACGACAAUAAUGUCACCAGGUCGAUGCUCGAAACAGCGCUCAACCACAGCACGGACGCAGCCGAACUAUACUUGCAAGGCGGCUGCACCGGCUUCGCUGGCGAGAUGGCGGCACUAGCGCAGAACAUAGCGCUUCAGAUGUCGCUGCUCAACGCCUCGCCCACGCGACUCAUACUCAACAAGAGCACGGAGCAGAUGUAUAAACUCGUCUCCGAAUAUUUGAGUUUCAUGGAAGGCCUCGUGUUGCUGGCACAGCGAGGUGCGGCGGCGUGGCGCGAGCUGGCGUACCGCCGCGCGCUCGGCAACGACCAGGCCUACCUGCGCGACUGCGCCACCUACCGCCCCGACGUGGCGCACGACUUCCUCGCCAGAUACAAAACAGAGAGGAAUAAAAGUACCGUGUCGCAAGCAGCCAUGACAGAGCUCCGCAAUCUUCUCCGGUGAUGUGACAGUAAUGUUAUUAUAUAUUAUACUCAUAUAAUGCAUAUUAGUUGUUCAUUAAAUGUCGCAAUGGCCGUAAGUAGCAUUUACCGCCCUUCGCUCUAAGAAAUAUCAAGCAAUACCUUAUUGUAAAACAUUAACGGUUAAUGUUUUACAAUAACCCCACCUAGCCUAAGUUACCUAGGCUACCUAGGCUAGGCUUUGCCUAGGUUACCUAGGCUAAGGAUAUUUCGUAAAAUCCGCUUUCAAAAUAGUAUAAAAUUGUAGCCUACUUCACAAAAGUAAUGGACUGACACGUUAUUUAUGGAAAUUAGGUCGCUAGUUCUGACUAUUCAGAUCUAUAUACUGUGACAGCUUGGGACCCGCUUACUACCAUAAACAUACAUUACUUACUUAAAUAGAGCAUAGUUAACCCUUUACUAGGCUCAGGGAUAAUAUUUCCUAUAUAAGGCACUUCAAAUCUGUUCAAACAUGUGUUCUAUUUUUGAUCAGUUAAGACUGACAUUCCAUUAACAUUUUUGAAGUCAGCCUGGUAAAGGGUUAAUAGUCUCAAAUCGCAUUAUAGGCAAUUCUACUCACCUUCUGCUCAUGCGGUACUCAAAUUGGGGUAAUUUGACUAUAGCCACUAUAGGGUACUUCACUACUAUACUGCAAAACGUAAUUCAAGACCAAAAAAAGUGAGACAAUAUUGCCACUGCAAUAAUUUGUUUGUAGAAUAGUAAAUUGCUUUUGAUAAAUAAUCACGCUACGAUAAUUUAUUUAUUAGUAAUUUUACUCCUUCUAUUUAAAAAAGUACUCUAAUUUACUUAUUUUUACAUAAAUAAAAGACGCGCUAGUAAAAAGUGGCUACAUUUUCUUACUUUUUUUGGUCUUUAAUUACGUUUUGCAAUUUAGUCAAAUCAGUUUCUUUUUUCGAACUUUCAAAACGCUUUUGCUACUAUAGAAUUUAUAUGAAACACUAGCAUGUGAUGUCACGAUCAAAUUACCUACUCUGUAUAGUUUUAUACGGGUUUUAAAAUAUAAAUUGUGUCUAAAAAUAACUGCUGUCUACGUUUCUCUAUUAAUCUUCUUGUGCUUUAUUGUAAAACAAUUUAUUUUAAAUACAGUUAAAUACCCUAAUAUGCUGUCUUCUAAAUAACUGCGACGUGGGUAUAAAUGUCAUAAAGUCGAAUCAUAAUCUUAACUAUGGUAUAAUAAUAUACUCCGCCUGGUACUCUCUUCCCGUCUUUUCUAGGUCACCUGACUGACACAAACCUACGUCAUCAUGUGACAGCGCUAUAUGAUAAUAUACGAUAGCGCUAUAUAUAGCGGCCAUGUUAUUGUGACGUAGGCCUGUGUCACUCUGGGAAGAGAAGACCAUGUUUUUUUAGACUAUGAUCUUAACGUUUAUAUUAGCAUGCGUUAGCAUGAAGCCAUCGCGUUGGCGAGGGCAUUUUUGUGCACGACCAAUGGCGUAUCAUCGCCCACACUGUUAACUGUACAUCGGUGGAGCUUCUGCCUUUUGUAAUAAGGUCCACCGAUGUAAAUUUAGGAGUGUUGCUUGUAUAAGAUGUUACUUGUGCAUGCGUAGUGAUGUUCGCUGUAAAUAGUUUAAAAGCAUAUAUAGGAUGUCUACUGAUCUAAAUAAUAAUCGUCAUUUUUAGUCCAGUGUAGGGGGCUAUUCAUAAAUUACGUCAUUUGGACAUCGGAUGAUGGUAGUAUGACUUAGGAGGAGGGUCAUUCGAAGCAUGAUUUUUGGAUGAUUUUAGGGGGGGGGGGGUCAAAAAUCGAUGAUGUAAUUUAUGGACAGCCCCUAGGCAAAUAACAAAUUAAAAAAGAAUUGCUAUAUUAUGAGAAAAUUAAUGAAUUAUAAUGAGAAAUGAAAAUGAAUCUUAGCGCUGGUGGCCUAGCGGUAAGAGCGUGCGACUUUCAAUCCGGAGGUCGCGGGUUCAAACCCCGGCUCGUACCAAUGAGUUUUUCGGAACUUAUGUACGAAUUAUCAUUUGAUAUUUGCCAGUCGCUUUUCGGUGAAGGAAAACAUCGUGAGGAAACCGGACUAAUCCCAAUAAGGCCUAGUUUCCCCUCUGGGUUGGAAGGUCAGAUGGCAGUCGCUUUCGUAAAAACUAGUGCCUACGUCAAAUCAUGGGAUUAGUUGUCAAGCGGACCCCAGGCUCCCAUGAGCCGUGGCAAAAUGCCGGGAAAACGCGAGGAAGAAGAAGAAGAAUGAGAAAUGAAAAUGAAAUUUUGUGUGGUUCACAAAGCUGUGAUUUUUUUUAAAUCUUAUUUACUCAUUAUUAAUAUAACAUGUAUAAAAUAUAUAUCAUGGCAAUAUAAACAUACCAAAAAGUUAAAUAUUAAUAUGAUUGAAUGCUCCUUGUAAAAAUAGAGAUGUAAACACUUAUAAAUGUAUAUAUGUUAUAUUUUUAACUUUCGUGUUUUGAACACAUAUUAACUCACAUUUAUAAACGGGUCUAACGCGAAUUUUAUUCAAUUACCUUGAUUUACCGACGUUUCGACACAGGUUUCACUGGUCGUGGUCACGGCUGACUGAUGUCCCAGCAAAAUGUCAAAACAAAGAUUUGUGCAACUACACGACGAAAAGUGUAUGGAAAAGUAAAAAGUAGUAAGUUGAAUAAAAUUCGCGUUAAGUAGACCCGUCUAUAAAUGUGAGUUAAUAUGUAUAUAUGUAGAUUCAAGGAAAUUAAGUCUUUACUGUGAUAUAUUCUCGACUGAUUAUAAGAUUGUAAUAUAUUUUGUAAGAAAUCCGAAAUUGUAAUCUACUUAUAAACAUAUUAUUUUUAUAUUUAAGUGCCGUACUCAUAAAUGGCAAUACUAAUGUGACAUUAAAUGGAAUGUAGUCGAUGCUUAAA